This is a messenger RNA of Miniopterus natalensis, 2166 nucleotides long. The record is from RefSeq and is a predicted model, not a curated record. NCBI's taxonomy places the organism in Eukaryota, Metazoa, Chordata, Mammalia, Chiroptera, Miniopteridae.
CAGAAUUGCGUGCAAAUGCAAGUGGUCGCCAAGAGCCUGUUCCUGCAGCGCUUCCAGUUUCUCAACUGCGUCCUGGAGCAGCUGCGCGACAAGGUGCACGUGUUGCGGAGGCGCCAGCUGUCGCUGCGGGCCACCGCAGGCCUAGCUGCCUUUGUGGGAGUUUUGCACUGGAUACAUUUAGUAACACUCUUUGAAAACGAUCGUCACUUUUCUCACCUCUCAUCUUUGGAACGGGAGAUGACUUUUCGCACUGAAAUGGGACUUUAUUAUUCCUACUUCAAGACCAUUAUUGAAGCACCUUCGUUCUUGGAAGGACUGUGGACGAUUAUGAACGACAGGCUCACCGAAUAUCCCCUUGUAAUCAAUACCGUGAAACGCUUCCACCUGUAUCCGGAGGUGAUUCUGGCCUUCUUCUAUCGCACAUUUGUGGGAUUCAUGAAUUUAUUUGGGCUAGAAACUAAGACCUGCUGGAAUGUCACCAGAGUAGAACCUCUAAAUGAAAUUCAAAGCUGUGAAGGAGUGGGAGACCCUGCCUGCUUUUAUGUCGGUGUGAUUUUUAUUUUAAAUGGAGUAAUGAUGGCAAUGUUCUUCGUAUAUGGUGCGUAUCUGAGUGGGACUCAACUUGGAGGUCUAAUUACAGUAUUAUGCUACUUUUUCAACCAUGGAGAGGCCACGCGCGUGAUGUGGACACCUCCGCUCCGGGAGAGCUUCUCGUACCCGUUCCUCGUGCUGCAGAUGUUCGUGUUGACUCUGAUCCUCAGGACGUCUCACGGCAGUGGGAGGCACUUCGUCGCGCUCUGCCUCUCCAACGUCGCCUUCAUGCUCCCCUGGCAGUUCGCUCAGUUCAUACUUUUCACGCAGAUAGCCUCAUUAUUUCCCAUGUAUGUUGUGGGGUAUAUUGAGCCAAACAAAUUUAAGAAGAUCAUUUAUAUGAAUAUGGUUUCAGUUCUCCUUUGUUUUGUAUUAAUGUUUGGAAAUCCGAUGUAUUUAUCUUCUUAUUAUUCUUCAUCUUUGUUAAUGACAUGGGUGAUAAUUCUAAAGAGAAGUAAUAUUCAAAGAUUGGGAGUAUCUGAACUCAACUUCUGGCUAAUUCAAGGUUUUGGUUGGUUAUGUGGAACAAUCAUUUUGAAAUUUCUGACAUCUAAAAUCUUAGGCGUUUCAGACCAUAUUCGCCUGAGUGACCUCAUAACCGCAAGAAUCUUAAGGUAUACAGAUUUCGAUACCUUAAUUUACACCUGUGCUCCUGAAUUUGACUUUAUGGAAAAAGCGACUCCGUUGAGAUACAUAAAGACAUUAUUACUUCCACUUGUUAUGGUGAUUACUUAUUUCAUCUUAAAAAAGACUUUUCGUGAUGUUUUAUGUGUCUUAUCUACAAACACUUAUUUAAGAAAACAGCUCCUUGAACAGGGCGAGCUGAUUUUCCACACCUUGCAGCUGUUCGCAUUCACUGCUCUUGCCGUUUUAAUUAUGAGGCUGAAGCUGUUCCUGACGCCUCACAUGUGUGUGAUGGCUUCCCUGAUAUGCUCUCGGCGGCUCUUUGGCUGGCUUUUUUGCAGAAUUCGUUUUGAGAAUGUCAUCUUUGGCAUUCUAACGGUCAUGUCACUCCAAGGGUGUGCAAACCUCCAUAAUCAGUGGAGCAUACUAGGAGAAUUUAAUAAUUUGCCUCAGGAAGAACUGAUACAGUGGAUCAAAUACAAUACCAGACCAGAUGCCGUGUUCGCGGGCGCCAUGCCGACGAUGGCGAGCAUCAAGCUGUCCACGCUGCGCCCCAUCGUGAACCACCCGCACUACGAGGACGCGGACUUGAGGGCCCGGACAAAAAUAGUUUAUUCCGCAUAUAGUCGAAAAUCUGCAAAAGAAGUAAGGGAUAAAUUGUCGGAGUUACAUGUGAAUUACUACGUUUUAGAAGAGGCGUGGUGUGUCGUAAGAACUAAGCCUGGUUGCAGUAUGCUCGAAAUUUGGGACUUGGAAGACCCUUCCAACGCAGCUAAGCCCCCCUUAUGCAGCAUCUUGCUCAAGGAUGCUCGGCCUCACUUCACCACCGUGUUUCAGAACGGCAUGUACAGGGUGUUGAAGGUCGACUGAGGACACAGCCCGAUCAUACGGCGCGAAGAAGUGCAUUGGGAACCGUUGCUUUGGCUUAUUGGCGUUAAUAAAAAUCACAGC